AUGUUAUGCAACAAUCUAAUUUUUUUACGUAGUUUAAUUAAUAAAAUUACCUUCAGAAGAUAUAACUGUUAUAGUGCCGACCUUGUGAUAGAAAUUUCUGAUGUUAAUAAACAACAAGAUGGAUUCUACCGACUUGUUUACGAUCCACCUUACGGAUAUCCACCGCCAAACACGACGAUAUCAUCACGAGAAAUUGGCGACUCGAUUCAGUUUUCAAACGGUCUUCCGGGCACAAAUUAUAAUUUUUGGCUCUACUACACAAACCAAACACAUCGUGAUUGGCUCACGUGGAGGGUUUCGAUUACCACAGCACCUGAUCCGCCAGCUAAUUUAUCAGUGACUGUGCGAAGUGGGAAAAUCGCUCUGAUAACAUGGAGUCCACCAACGCAAGGGAAUUUCUCUUCAUUCAAGCUGAAAAUCCUCGGAUUAUCUGACUAUCAAUAUGCCAACAAGACGAUACUGAUUGAUGACGAUUCGUUUCAAUAUCAGAUGAAAGAUUUAACGCCCGGCGCCACAUAUCAAAUACAAGCAUACACAAUAUUUGAUGGAAAGGAAUCCGUUGCAUACACCAGCAGAAACUUCACGACGAAGCGACUACGCCAUAAAGAUUUGUUGGAUAUUAAGAUCUUAAGAGAACCAAACACUCCCGGAAAGUUCAUCGUUUGGUUCCGAAAUGAGACAACUUUACUUGUGUUAUGGCAGCCGCCGUAUCCAGCUGGCAUUUAUACACAUUAUAAAGUCUCAAUUGAUCCGCCUGAUGCCAUUGAAAGUGUUCUCUAUGUUGAGAAAGAAGGUGAACCUCCAGGGCCGGCACAAGCUGCAUUUAAGGGACUCACACCGGGACGUGCUUACAACAUAUCAGUUCAAACAAUGUCUGAAGACGAAAUCUCAUUACCGACCACAGCUCAAUAUCGAACGGUUCCGUUACGACCGUUAAAUGUAACAUUCGACAGGGAAUCAAUAACUGAAAACUCAUUUAGAGUUCUUUGGGAGCCUCCGAGAGGUAACAGCGAGUUUGACAAGUAUCAAGUGUCGUUGUCAACGACAAGACGACAGCAAGGCGUACUAAAGAGUGAUGAGAGUCCCGUUUCAUUGGAAUUUAAAGAUAAUUUAGAACCAGGAAAAACUUAUCAGGUUGUUGUGAAGACGGUCUCAGGAAAAGUCACGUCAUGGCCUGCGACAGCUGAUGUAACACUCAAACCACUUCCAGUUCAGAAUCUCGUUAAUUUAGCAGAGUUUAAUGGUGUCGUCACUAUCAUGUGGACACCCGACAAUUCAAGCACUCAGGAAGAAUACCGAAUUAGUUAUCAUGAAGUCGAUGGGUCGACUAAUGGCGAUUCAAGUUCAAUGAUGACUGAUAAGAUUCGUUACACGCUUGAAAAUCUUCUUCCAGGUCGAAACUAUUCGAUAACAGUUCAAGCAAUUUCCAAGAAAAUGGAAUCAAAUGAAACAACAAUUUAUGUAGCAACGCGACCAUCAGCUCCAAUUAUUGAAGAUUUGAAGUCAAUUCGUGAAGGUUUGAACAUUAGUUGGAAGAGUGACGUGAAUUCCAAGCAAGAGCAGUACGAAGUGAUGUACACGAGAAACGACACUGGCGAGACGAAAACUGUCUUAACAAAAGACACGCGUUUAGUGUUUAAAGCACUUUAUCCAGGUGCUGGUUACAUCGUAAAAGUCUUUGCUUUAAGUAAUGGCUUACGAAAUCCAAACUCUCCACGUAACAUGACAAUCGAAAAAGUGUCAAGUAAUUCAGUAUUGGUUCAUUGGUCACCACCAGAGAAUUCAAUAUUUACUGAAUAUUCAAUUCGUUAUCGAACGGAAAGUGACAAGCAAUGGGUUCGUCUGCCAUCAGUCAAUUCAACAGAAGCUGAUGUCACUGAUAUGACGCCUGGAGAGAAAUAUACAAUCCAAGUGAACACCGCAAGCUAUGGAGUCGAAAGUCCAAACCCCCAACAUGUAAAUCAAACUGUUCGACCCAACCCAGUAUCGAACGUUGUGCCAAUUGUUGACUCGAACAACAUAACACUCGAAUGGGUUCGUCCUGAAGGAAGAGUUGAAACUUAUGUGAUCCAUUGGUGGCCAACAGACACACCCGAUCAUAUCCAUUCAAAGAAUGUCACAGAACAGAACAUAACGCCAAUCAUUCAAAACGAUCGUAAUGGUGAAGUGAAAGAAGAACAGCCUUUAGUUCAUGUCCUAAUUGAUGACUUGAUGUCGGGCAUUGAGUAUAACUUCCAAAUCCAAGUGUUUAGUUACACUUUGGUCAGCGACAUGGCAUCACUUCAAGUUCGAACGAUGCCACUAAUUCAAUCAGAAAUCUUCAUCGUCAGUGGACUUGAUCCGAAUGAGAAGAAUUCUGUGACAUUAACAUACACACAAACACCACAAAAUCAUAGAAUAAAGUUUGAUCAUUAUCGAUUCUCUAUUGGUGAUCCAAACAUUCCCGAGAAAGAGAAAUUAGCGAAUGAUACGAAUAGAAAAGUGACGUUUACUGGUUUAAUGCCUGGUCGAUUGUAUAACAUCAAAAUGUGGACCAUAAGUGGUGGUGUUGCAAGUCAACCAAUUCAACGUCAAGAUCGUUUACAUCCUGAACCAAUAAAAACUUUGAAUGCAACAAGAAUCACUGACACUGAGAUUUCUCUUGCAUGGGACAAACCACAAGGCGAGUUCACGUCGUUUGAAGUUCAAUAUUUGGUUGACAACAAUUACGUUUCCAACAUCACCAACGAUUUGUUCAUUACAAUUAAUGAAUUGAAGCCACACAGAAACUACACGUUUACUGUUGUUGUCAGAUCAGGAACUGAAUCGAGUGUAUUAAGAAAUAGUGUCCCAGUGUCAGCUGUUUUCACCACAGAGGAAUCAGUUCCUGGGCGUGUUCAUAAGUUCAAUCCAAUUGAUGUUCAACCAGGUGAAAUUGUCUUUGAAUGGAGUUUACCAGUUGCUGAACAAAAUGGAAUUAUUCGUCAAUUCUCGAUAUCUUAUAGUCUUGAAAAUGGUUCACAUUCGCAAGUCAAGAACUUCAGUCCGGAUAAUCUUCGUGGAACUUUAAGAAACUUAACACCUGGCAACACUUACAUCUUUAAGAUUCAAGCGAAAACUUCUAUUGGAUAUGGACCUGAAACAAUUUGGAAGCAAAAAAUGCCGAUUCUUGCACCACCAAAACCAGGAAAUCAAGUUGUACCAACUGAAGUUCAUCGAAGUUCGAACACUAUUCAGAUUCGUUUCCGGAAAAAUUAUUUCUUGGACACUAAUGGCGUUGUCAUCAUGUACACGGUGAUUGUAGCUGAGGAUGACAGUAAAAAUUCAUCAGGAUUAGAAAUGCCAAGCUGGCACGAUGUUCAAUCUUAUUCAAUCUGGCCACCAUAUCAAGCUGUUGAACCUUAUUAUCCAUUCAAGAAUAGUUCGAUAAAUGUUGAAGAUUUCAUCAUUGGAGCUGAAAAUUGUGACAAUCGACAAAAGGGCUACUGUAAUGGACCGUUGAAGUCUGGAACAACUUAUCGUGUUAAGAUUCGAGCUUUUACAGCACCUGAUAAAUUUACUGACACCGCAUAUAGUUUCCCAAUACAAACUGAUCAAGACAACACAUCGCUGUUUGUAGCGAUAGCUGUGCCAUUACUUCUCAUUCUUAUCUUAUUGAUGACAUUGUUGUUCUUAAGACGACGUCGUUAUGGAUGUAAGAGAACAACCGAUGCUCGUGCAAAUGACAAUAUGUCACUUCCAGAUAGCACAAUGGAAACAAGUCGACCAGUAUUAAUUAAAAACUUUGCCGAACAUUAUCGAUUAAUGUCGGCUGAUUCUGACUUUAGAUUUAGCGAAGAAUUUGAAGAACUUAAACAUGUUGGACGUGACCAACCUUGCACAUUCGCUGACCUUCCAUGUAAUCGACCGAAAAAUCGUUUCACAAACAUUCUCCCAUACGACCACUCACGAUUUAAACUUCAACCUGUUGAUGAUGACGAAGGAUCUGACUAUAUUAAUGCAAAUUACGUGCCAGGACAUAAUUCACCUCGUGAGUUUAUCGUUACACAAGGACCACUACAUUCAACACGAGAUGACUUUUGGCGAAUGUGUUGGGAAAGUAAUUCAAGAGCUAUUGUGAUGUUGACGAGAUGCUAUGAAAAAGGAAGAGAAAAAUGUGAUCAUUACUGGCCAAUGGAUACAGUUCCAGUUUAUUAUGGUGACAUCAAAGUUACUCUCCUUAACGAUAGCCAUUAUCCCGAUUGGAUCAUCACCGAAUUUAUGAUGCAAAGGGGUGAAACUCAACGAGUUCUUCGACAUUUCCAUUUCACAACAUGGCCUGACUUUGGUGUGCCAAAUCCACCACAAACACUCGCUCGCUUUGUUAGAGCUUUUAGAGAGCGUGUUGGACCUGAAACAAGGCCAAUUGUUGUUCAUUGCAGUGCUGGGGUUGGUCGAUCAGGCACGUUCAUUACAUUGGACAGAAUCUUACAGCAAAUUCAAGUUGCUGAUUAUGUUGAUAUCUUUGGUAUCGUUUACACCAUGCGAAAAGAACGUGUUUGGAUGGUGCAAACUGAACAACAAUAUAUUUGUAUCCAUCAAUGCUUAAUGGCUGUGUUGGAAGGCAAGGAAAAUACGGGACCACAACGUGAAAUUCAUGAUAAUCAGGGUUACGAAGAAGUAAAUCAAGCGACAGAGGAAGGUGAAAAUGAAGUUAAAAAUGAAAAUAGAAAGACUCAUUUGGAUGAUAUUGAAGAAGACGAAGGAAUCGAUGAUGACGAUGAUGAAGAGAAAGCUUUGGUUGAGAAUGAACCUGAACAGAAUGCCGAUGAUGAGAACACGUUAGAUACGACGACAAAUACAAACACAACGACAGAUAACACCACUACAACGAUAGUCAAUGAUAGCGAUGCGGGUAAUCAGUGGAAGGGAGAAAGAUGACAUCAGGAGAACGAUGAUACUAGCAAGCGAAGUAGCAACACUAGUAUCAUCAGUCAUCAGAUUGGCAUUGGGAGUGGCAGGGGCACAAAAGUUCUCAUCGUAUGCCAGGAUAACGUUAUCGUUGAAAUUAAUGGUCGUCAUCCAUCAAACGAAAAUAGCGACAUUGAAAUGGACACCAACGGCGAUUCGUUACAGGACGAUGACGAAGAAGAUGACGAGGCGAAUUCUGAACAGAAGCUACUUAAGACGUGCAAUAAUAAUAAUAACAACAACGAAAUUGUCGCAGUCAAAGUUCCAUCAGAAUCAAAAGACAUGCACAAUGGUGUCGGUGUUAACGGUUUCGAUGAACUCUGCUUGAAAAUAAAUCAAAUGGAUGACGAGGGCAUUGCUGAGUCAGGAAUUUAAAGCAGAAACCGUCAUCAAGAGACAUUUGUGAUUUCUUUGUUUUAUUUUUUGACUAAUCAGGCAACUGACAGUGCGGGGGAGGGAAAAACGGAAAUGAAAAUCGAUAUUAUUUCAUAUUUGUUACCACUGAUGUCACUCACAUACUUAGAAUCAUUUAUUUACUUUCUUUCAAUGUCAGUUAUAGCUUUAGAUAAGUUCUGAAUUAUUAAUAAAUGAAUGAAAUGGCUCUAAAAUUUUUGAACGCAAAGUCUGAAGUUUAAAUGAAAGGAAAAAAGAGAUUUUUUCUUUUUUUCUCGUUUUUUAAAUGUUCGAAGUGUGACAUCACGCGGAUUUAAUUUGUUGAAGUAGUUUUAACUUACUGUUUUUUCCAACUAUAAUUAUACAAAAAAGGAUACUUAAUGCCUCUUAUACACCCACAUCAAAUUAAUUAAUUAUACAAAAAAUCUAUUUGUAAUUGUUUCAAGAUUUUGCGACAUCACUGUCUUGUAUUAUCACAUGAUAUUUAUGCUAUUUAAUCUUCUAUUAUGUUAAGUGACAAAUGCAACCUAAAAUCUUCAUAUCAUAAUCGAUCAAAAAUGUGAUGUCACAAAACCUUUCAAACAUUCUUUUUGUAAUUGUUUACAUUUUACACCCGUAAAUGUUCACAUAAAAAUUAAACAAAUCAAACUAUGUAAGUAUCUAUCGGUGUCGUUCAUAUCUUUUUACUUUCUUCUACAUGAAAUCUAAGUCAAAUCUUAUUUUUUUGUUUCUAUUUUUAAAUAAGAAUUGGUAGAGUCAAAUCAAAAUAAUGAAAAUAAAAAAAAGUUCUUUUUAAUCGAUCAUUGGACGGAUUUUAAAUGUUAAUUUUAACAUAGAUUUAGAUAUGUAAUUAUCAUCGAUAAACGCUAUAGAUCAAUAAAAAUGGAAUUUUUUUAUUGAGGAAAUAAA
This is a messenger RNA of Clunio marinus, 6231 nucleotides long. Lineage: Eukaryota; Metazoa; Arthropoda; Insecta; Diptera; Chironomidae. The record is from the annotation of a GenBank genome assembly.